This is a messenger RNA of Parastagonospora nodorum SN15, 1560 nucleotides long. RefSeq lists its product as hypothetical. Bases 1 to 1560 code for a protein of 519 amino acids. The record is from RefSeq and is a predicted model, not a curated record. NCBI's taxonomy places the organism in Eukaryota, Fungi, Ascomycota, Dothideomycetes, Pleosporales, Phaeosphaeriaceae. The transcript has 2 exons.
AUGUCCUUGCAGCAGCUAUCCACCGAACUGGAUACCCUCAUCUGCGAACACUGCGACACCAGUACUUUACUCUCACUCUGCGCGACGUCCCAAUACUGGCGCACGCUCGCUGAGCCAAUACUCUAUGAGGCUGUCUGUUUCACUGUGGACGAGGUGAGGGAAGUCAAAAUCCUCCUCAUCACUCUGAUUGAGCGCCCCGACCUCGCAAAGUAUGUGAGGAAGAUCAGAAUAGCCCCGUCGUGGCCCGCGACCCAUCCGACCGGACCCAGUAGCAGUUCGCAAAUUUAUCAAGACCAAGGACUUCUCGAGUGGACCGCAGAAGGCAGUGUUGGGGACAAAGACGGUGCUAACGGCUUGGAUGAUCCAGAUUUCCUCUUCGCCGAAGAACAGAAAAGCGCACGAAUUGAGAAUAAUUUCCGGGCUCUCACUCCACGAAUGGCUCAAAUCAUCGAAUCCGCGUGGCCCAAAGUGUCUGGACACACCAAGAAGCACCUAUGGAUUGCUGGUCUCAACACAUCCUACUACGAAACAGCCGACCCAUAUCUGCCGCUCAUUGUGACGCUCACGACAAACGUUGAAGAGCUUGACCUUCAGUAUCCAAGGGACGGCUCCGCUAACUUCACCAACAUGAUAUUGCACUAUCAUCGUACAGCGCAUGAAGUGGCCUGUGGCAAUCCGUAUCCAUUCCACAAGCUAAGAGAUCUCCAAAUACAGGGCACAUUUCAUUCCCAAGAUUCUGGACACACCAUGUCCCUGUGGGCUCCAUUGCCGGUCAGCACUGAGAGCCUUGUGAUACGCGACUAUGAAAUAGACCAUUUCGAAUAUGCGCAGCCGCGAGAGGUAUCUGAACUACCAUCCACGAAGAGUGCUGGUUCAAGCGUCGGUGUGAUUCCUAAAGCCAUCCGUGCUGGUUUUGGUUCGAAGCUACGCAUCCUGGAUAUGCGCCGGUGCUACAUAGCUGUACCCGACCUUGUUUGUUCAUUACGAAAUGAAAACUUUUGUAACCUCGAGACACUGCGAAUAACGAAGCUCUCCCACGCCCAUCGUUGGCUCAACAUGCCGUGGGCACUUUUCGGCGGUGUCCUGCGCUCUUGCCUUCCAAAGCUUCAAGAACUCGAGUUAUCGAUGUGGUGGGAUCAGCCAGGGCAACCCAGCGCUCUGAGUGGUCCUGUGGCUUCUGUGCAAACUAUUCGAGGUCUGCAAACCUUACCCAACCUGCGCAUCCUGAACAUCAACCUGGGAUUGCUCAUGUACUCAUUUGCCGGAGACGCUGCGAAUGAAUUGCUUACGCUACCUUGCACAGUUGUGCCGGAGGACCUGGAGUACCUCGAGCUCACUGACGUCCCCCUGCAGUUCUUGGACGAAAUCGUGCACGAAAAUGCCGCAACAAAGCGGAGGAAUGUGCUUGCCCAGUUGCUGAUGCCUUCUGCUGAGGUCUUGAAUGGUCUUCAGGCAAUCAGAAAUAGUCUGGCUGAAAUGAACGUGGAAUUCAAGGUUUCAUGUUGUUGUCCACCAGAUGAGGCAGCGCAUGUUGAUGGAGAGAAGUUAGUACUGAUAUGA